Anopheles gambiae (African malaria mosquito) is the source of this 3268-nucleotide messenger RNA. RefSeq lists its product as uncharacterized. NCBI's taxonomy places the organism in Eukaryota, Metazoa, Arthropoda, Insecta, Diptera, Culicidae. The record is from RefSeq and is a predicted model, not a curated record. Gene Ontology annotation, molecular function: nucleic acid binding. The transcript is spliced from 2 exons. Bases 42 to 3116 code for a protein of 1024 amino acids. Gene Ontology annotation, biological process: DNA integration.
AAUACGUCUUCCAUCUCACGCCAUAUGAUAACAGCAGCGAAAUGUGUUGUAAAAUAGGUGGUAUCCCUAUAAACGCUAUGAUCGAUUCGGGAUCAAAAUACAACUUAAUCAGCCAAAUUGUCUGGGAGCAACUAAAGUCCCAACAUGUUGUAUCAAAUCAACACCGUGAUGCCACAAUUACACUCAAGGCAUAUGGCGGACAGGUACUGCCGCUCGUAGGUGUGUUUACUGCUACAGUUACUUUAGGCUCAGCAGAAACUACUGCCGAUUUCUAUGUUGUGAAGGGUGAUGGCAAAACUUUAAUUGGGCGUGAUACGGCUACUCUCAUGGGAGCGUUGAAAAUUACCGUUCCUGUAAAUACGGUUGACAACGAAAACCAUAAACUGUCGACCUUGAAGAAUGUUGUGGUAGAUAUACCAAUAAAAUCAGGUUCAGUAGCUGUCGCUCAGCCAUACCGUCGAAUACCGGUUGCCCUGGAAAAACUAGUCGAUAAAAAACUGGAUGAACUACUGAUUCAGGGAGUUAUCGAGCAAGUAAAUGAGCCAUCUAAGUGGGUAUCACCUGUAGUAGUUGUCCCUAAAGGAAACAACGAUGUUCGCAUAUGUGUAGAUAUGCGGCGCGCUAACGAGGCGGUUGAGAGAGAAAAUCAUCCACUACCUACUUUUGAGGACUUCUUACCACAUAUGGCUAAGGCAAAGGUAUUUUCCCGUCUGGACAUUAAAAAUGCUUUCCACCAGGUAGAAAUUUCAAAACAAUCUCGGGGGAUUACUACGUUCAUCACACGUAGAGGGUUGUUCCGUUACACCAGACUUAUGUUUGGGAUAAACUGUGCACCAGAGCUGUUCCAGAAAACUAUGGAACAAAUUCUUACAGGCUGUGAAGGAUGCUUGAAUUACAUCGAUGACAUUAUUGUAUACGGAUCGCAUAGAGAUGAACAUGACAAAAGACUGACAAAGGUUCUCCAAAGGCUCAAAGAGUGGAACGUGGUGCUAAAUGCAGAUAAAUGCGUUUACGGGGUAUCAGAAAUGAGAAUUUUAGGGCAUGUUAUAUCUGCAGAAGGAGUAAAACCAGACAAAGAUAAACUAAAUGCGAUACGAAACUUCAGGGCACCAAAAUCAGCAGAAGAAGUUCGAAGUUUUUUAGGUUUAGUAAAUUAUGUAGGAAAAUUUAUCCCUGAUAUGGCAACCAUUACACAUCCAUUACGACAGCUAACAGUUGAAAAGGAAAAAUUUGUAUGGAAAUCAGAGCAUCAUUCAGCGUUCGAGAAACUCAAAUCGUUUAUGAUAAGCCCAUCAACACUAGGUUUUUUUGAUAUUGGAGAUAGAACACAGUUAAUUGCUGACGCAAGUCCUGUUGGGUUAGGAGCGGUAUUAAUACAGAUAAAUUCAGAAGGAAAUCCGAGAGUAAUUGCAUACGCAAGCAAAAGUCUAUCUAAUACAGAAAAACGCUAUGCACAAAUUGAAAAAGAGGCCCUAGCGCUUGUUUGGGCAGUAGAACGCUUCCAUUUUUAUCUAUAUGGUCGUCAAUUUGAACUUAUAACAGAUCAUAAACCAUUAGAAAAAAUAUUUAGUACAAAAUCGAAACCAUGUGCCAGGAUCGAGAGAUGGGUAAUACGGCUGCAAUCUUACAAAGCAUCUGUUAUUUAUAGACCAGGGAAAUCCAAUAUUGCUGAUCCACUUUCACGCCUCGCGAUCACAGAGACCGUAGAAGGUAAACCAUUUGAUGAGUUUUCUGAACAGUAUGUGGCAUGGAUUAUUUCCAAUGCAUCACCAGUAGCGCUAAAGCUUACAGAGAUAGAAAAAGCUUCAAAAGCCGAUAAAACUAUUCAAGCGGUUCGUCAGGGAAUCGAAAAGAAUGAAUGGACCGAAGAUACUUCGACAUUCAAAAUAUUUUCUACUGAACUAUGCUUUGCUAACAAUAUACUGUUGCGAGGAAACAGAAUAGUUAUGCCUGCUUCAUUAAGAGAAAGGACCUUACAUCUAGCCCAUGAAGGUCACCCAGGUAUGAGCAUUAUGAAACAGCGAUUAAGGGCCAAAGUAUGGUGGCCAAAACUUGACUUACAAGUAGAACAAUACGUCAGGAAUUGCCGGGGAUGUAUGCUGGUCUCUGCAGCGCCCGCUCCAGAACCAAUGAAGCGAAGAGAAUUGCCAUCAGCACCAUGGCAACACGUGGCCAUUGAUUUUCUAGGACCUCUCCCAUCAGGCCAUUCGUUGUUAGUAGUAGUCGAUUAUUUCAGUCGCUACAUAGAAGUAGAAAUUAUGAAAAAGACGGAUUCUAUACAGACUAUAGGACGGUUAAAUUCAAUUUUUGCACGAUUCGGACUACCUCUAUCUAUUACUGCAGAUAAUGGGCCGCAGUUCUCAAGCGAAGAGUUCCUACAGUUUUGCACCACCAAUAACAUUAAAUUGAUCAGUACCACCCCAUACUGGCCGCAACAAAAUGGUGAAGUCGAAAGACAAAACCGAUCCCUUCUUAAACGACUUGUCAUCAGUCAAUCAAUGAAUGCAAAUUGGAUCGAAGAGCUUAACAAAUACCUAUUAAUGUAUCGAUCUUCUCCUCAUUCAGUCACUAAGAAAACACCGUCGGAGAUGCUUUUUAAUUAUAACAUAAGAGAUAAAUUACCAUCUAUAUUUAAUCCAAUAGUUGAACAUGAAGAAGUGGCAGACAGAGAUAAGGAAGCUAAACACAAAGGUAAAAUGUAUUCAGAUAAACGAAGAAACGCAAAAGUUAGCUCAAUAUGCCCGGGUGACGAAGUUCUGGUCAAACGAGUGCGUAAAACCAACAAACUAUCAUCUAACUUUGGGACAAAAGUUUUUAAGGUGGUUGAAAGGAAAGGAGGAGAUGUAUUAAUAGCAUCAAAAGAAUCCGGUUUGAAAUACCGGAGGCACGUAUCUCAUUUGCUUAAAGUUUCUACAGAAGAAGGUAACCCCCUUGCACCAGAAUCAGUAGACAACGGAAUGGUAGAUCCAAAUAACAAAGAAAAGAAUGUUACUUGCAAAGAUACCACAAGCAAAUUAACUGAUAGAAGUCUUAGCUAUAAGCCAAGUAAUGAGACCACAAGAUCUAAAAGAACUAUUCAAAAACCAAAUUACUUAAACGACUAUAUUAGCAGUUAGAAAUCCAUUAGUUAGUAAGCAAUACAUUAUCUAUAAAAAAAGGAAAGUGAAUGUAGUAUAGCAACCUUAUAGAUACGUUGUAUAUAUAAACCUUGUUAUGUUGCUUGACAGAUGAAAGAUGGAUUAACAAUAAAGGGCAAUCGCAUGUGGAA